Messenger RNA from Polyodon spathula (Mississippi paddlefish), 833 nucleotides. It is a transcript of the gene sri, whose product is annotated as sorcin. Gene Ontology annotation, molecular function: calcium ion binding. The transcript has 8 exons. Lineage: Eukaryota; Metazoa; Chordata; Actinopteri; Acipenseriformes; Polyodontidae. The coding region runs from base 85 to 687 and encodes 200 amino acids. The record is from RefSeq and is a predicted model, not a curated record.
AUCCCUCCGUUGCCACACCUGCCUGUGUAAAGUGAAGUGAUUUUUCUGUACGCGAUACUACAAGAACUGUACUGUCUGUAUAAAAUGUCUUACCCUGGGUAUCCUGGAGCACCUGCUGGAUACGGUGGAGGAUAUGGUGGUGCCCCUGGAGCCCCUGGUUAUGCAGGAUUCCCUGGUCAAGCACAGGAUCCUCUGUAUCCUUAUUUUUCUGCAGUGGCAGGACAGGAUGGUCAAAUAGAUGCUGAUGAGCUCCAAAGAUGCCUUACCCAGUCAAACAUUUCUGGAAGCUACAAACCAUUCAACAUUGAGACUUGCAGGCUGAUGAUCAGCAUGCUGGAUAGGGAUUGCUCUUGUAAAAUGGGUUUCAAUGAAUUCAAGGAGUUAUGGGCUGUUUUAAGUGCCUGGAAACAGCACUUCAUGACUAUGGACAAGGAUAGGAGUGGCACAGUAGAUCCUGAAGAAAUGAGGCAGUCGAUCGCUAGCAUGGGCUACUCUAUAAAUCCCAAUGCUCUGGUUGUAAUCCUAAAGCGAUUUAGCACCCACGGGUUGAUUGCUUUUGAUGACUAUGUGGCUUGUUGUAUCAAGCUUAGGACCCUGACUGAUGCUUUUAGAAGAAGGGAUCAGAGUCAGCGGGGUGUAGCCAGCUUUGCAUACGAUGAUUUUAUCCAGUGUAUAAUGAGUAUCUGAGCAAUUCGAAGACAUCAAUGACAUUCUGUUUUUUUUACAUUCCAUGUUUAUACAGGCAACGUUAUUACUUUAUACCGUGUAACAGGUGUGCAUGAAAUUUACAUUUUGUGUUUUUUCUAAUGAUUAAUGUAUUUUUUUCUUACAUA